AUGCGUGUCCCUCAGCUAGGUGCCCUCGCAGUCGUGGUCGGUGGCGUGCAAAGCUUUCUGAUCCCUCCUGAGAUCUCAACAGCCGAUGCGGAUGCCAUAAACACCCUUCCCGCAGAAGCUGUCGUUGCGGGGUUGACUUCCCGUGUGAUAGAGAUCCAGUGUCCCGGCUGCCCGGUUGUAACGGAGCUGAAGGGAAAACCAGACUCCGCACAACCCGAUUCGGUCCUGCACUUCAACUUCAGCACCUCCCACGAAAAUGGAGUCGACCAAGUCCUUGUCAACGGUCUCCAGAUCUACCCCAUCGACCCUACAAUGGCAAACUUCCUGGAACCCCUCACAGCCUCGCAGAUGAUCAAAUCGAACGGUGUCUGGACAGAAGCCGGCACUCCUAAGCUCGGCUUUUCCCUCAGCGUCAAGCACCCCCCCUCCUCCGGACCAGAAUUCAUGCAAACCGUAGCCAUCCGCCUCGAAAUCGUCGAAGUAGCCGAUAAGUUUAUCUCCGGCCUCCCGGCCAUCGAACUGAAUCUGUUGGAGACCCCUUCCGGGCAGCUCAUGAUCGGAAACUCCAGCAUCAGCGCCCCAUCCAGCCCUGCCAGACUAACAGGAGACGACAAGGAGUGCUCGACUAUCGCUUGCAAGUGGCGUGCUAUCGUUGCAGACCGUCUUUCAAAGAUGAAACAGGGCCUGAGAAAGGGCUGCGCUGGAAUGAGGAAGAGACCUACUACUAAAGGCAGACCCAGCGGACACUCGCACCCUGACCAUAAGGCGAGACCGGACCACCGUCCCCACGCUCCCUCCCGCCAUCACCACCAGCAUAGCUUUGCUAAGUUCCUGAGAGGCAUCUUCCUCCAUGUCUUCGUGCCGGUGAUCAUUGGUGUUAUGGUUGGUAUUACCGCCGGCUUGAUUGGCAUGGUAGUCGGCCACAUCGUCAUCUUCACCUGGCGUUCGCUCUUCCGUUCUGGUCAGAAGAACUCCGCGUACGCUGAGGUUGGACAGGAGGAUACUAAGGAUGAGACCAAAGGCUUCCUUGCCUUCCAAGGUCCUCCACCACAAUACGCCGAUGCUGCGGUGCCUGAGAAGGAGUAA
Drepanopeziza brunnea f. sp. 'multigermtubi' MB_m1 is the source of this 1086-nucleotide messenger RNA. RefSeq lists its product as uncharacterized. NCBI's taxonomy places the organism in Eukaryota, Fungi, Ascomycota, Leotiomycetes, Helotiales, Drepanopezizaceae. The record is from RefSeq and is a predicted model, not a curated record.